UGCGGACUUGUUCCACAUUUGUAGCAGAUCGCCAUCAACGUGUUGGGAAUGUGGAGCACGACGACACCCGCGGAGCGGAACUGGGCAUCGAUGGACUUUGUCCAUUCGCAGCGCAGAAACAGUCUCUCGCCAGAGUCCUUGGAGAAGUUGGUUUACAUUCACUGGAACAUGCAGUUGCUGCGUGUUCCAAAUAGCAAGGACAAUGGCUACGUCGAUGUGUGGGGAUCCUUCUUCGAGCCAUUGAUGGAGCCGACAACGGAAGAUGUAGCUGUCGAGGACGCCACAGAGGAUGACGCAGCGGACAAUAUCGAGGAGGAAAAGAGGCAAAAGAGAUUGAAGAAGACUCCGAAAGACCAGAUUCCGAAGAGCUUGCUGGAUGACGACUCAAGAGGGAGCAACGAUUUUCAGGAUCUCACUGGACACCGACACCCUACGCCUGAUGCUGACGAGGAGGAAGCUGCUCGGGCCAAGGCUAUGGCAGAUAGGGAUGCCGCUUUAGUUCAGAGGCGGAUGUGUGAGGAGGAGGCUCGCCAUGCUGCUGUCCCCACCCAGAGGGAGAGAGAGAGACAGAGUAAACAGGUCAGCCAACAUGAGGAGCAACAUAGUGAUGAGGAUGAAAGGGUGGACAACAUGGAGGUAGAUAAGGUUGUCGUGCGUGCAGAACAUGAAGGGAGUUUGCAGCAUGUGGGAGUGGAUAUUGAAGCACUCGCAAAAAAAAAUGUGCAGCAAGAAGGAGAAAAAAGUGUGCCGCAAGAUGGGGGUGAUAUGAAGGAGGAUGCGGAAAAAACUCAGCAGCAAGACGGAGAGGAACUGCAGCAACCAGCACCACCAAUGCUUUACGCACGAAGACCCCGCCCACCGCCACUGCAGCAGCCUGCACCGCAAGAGCCGCGGGAGCACCAGCAGGCUGUGGCUGCGGAGCAACUAGAAAAACUCAGAUCAACGGCGAGAGGAGCAGCGGCCCACUACGACAGACCCCCGUACCCAGCACAGAAUGAGGAUGCCCAACACGACAACAUCUGGAAAAGCACGGAUGGGCGAAAGAGGAAGGCUCCGGUGAAUGAAGUCCCCACACCACGUCGCCACAGCGGGAGGCCCCCCAAGGAGAAGACGGGGCACAAAGCUGCACCAAAGUCGAAACGUGGUCGUGGAAGGCCCCGCAAAGUGCAAGUCUCGGAGGAUGACCCCGACUUAGAUGGCGGCGGUGCAGAGUCCGCCGGACGACGAGAUUAGCGAAGGGGAUUCCAAAUGAGAGAGAGAGAGAGAGAGAGAGAGAGAGAGAGAGAGAGAGAGAGAGAGAGAGAGAGAGAG
Chara braunii is the source of this 1311-nucleotide messenger RNA. Lineage: Eukaryota; Viridiplantae; Streptophyta; Charophyceae; Charales; Characeae. The record is from the annotation of a GenBank genome assembly.